This is a messenger RNA of Closterium sp. Yama58-4, 1323 nucleotides long. NCBI's taxonomy places the organism in Eukaryota, Viridiplantae, Streptophyta, Zygnematophyceae, Desmidiales, Closteriaceae. The record is from the annotation of a GenBank genome assembly.
AUGAAUCCCACACCCCCAGUCCCCUCAUCGCGCUUCGAUGCGCCACGCAUCCUUGGAUCUAGAGCGUUCGUGACUCUCCACCGUUGCUCUCCCCGCUCGGCGCUCGUCCGUCACACUCAGCGUUCACGCUCCCGCUACCAGUUUGCCUUUGAGAAUUCACAAAAGCCUUCCGGGUUUCUACUCCGCAGCACCGCCGGCGCGCAGCUGCCGUCUCCGUCGUUACCCGCCCCGCUUACCUCUCGCGCGCGCUCCGUCCGCUGCUGCUCUUCCCCUCCCUCCUUCUCUUCCUCCGCCACCCCUUCCCCACAUCCAGCCUCCCCCUCCUCCCCGUCCUUUCCUCCCUCCCACUCGCCUUCUCCUCCCUCCUCUGCCCCCCUACAUCCGCUUCCGCAUGCUCUAUCUCCUACCUUCCGACCGCGCUCAUCAUCCCCACCGCCAUCCCCACCGUCUCCGCGGGCCUACCGCGCACCCGCCCGCGCGUCUCCUUUCCCCCCCGCAGCACUCCCGGCUUCCGCGCAUGCCGCUCCCAGCAGCGGACCGCGGGCUGAAACGCAGGACAGCUUGGGGAAGGUCACGGGGAGCGGAAGGGGCGGAUCGGAGCGGAGUUGGGUUAGGGGGAAGGGGGUAGAGAAUGACGGGAGAAGCGGUGCUGACAGCGGGGGCAUUGGCGGGGAAAGCGGGAGAGGUGAUGGGGCAAAUAGAGGGGAAAACUUUGCGCAACGUGGGCGGGCGCAAGCUAACGGCGGGCUUGAUAGUGCGAGUGAUGCUAGCGACGCGGGUAGGCGCGGUACUGAGGGGAACGGGAGCCUUGCGCACACACGAGAACAAACAACAGGGUUUCGAGAACGUGCAGAUAGGACAAACGAGGAGAGUGGCGAGUCACUGGGUGCGGGCGGCAGUGGCAGCAUGGUGAGGGCGCGCAAGGAAUGGAAAGCGUACGAGGGGGUAGAUAGGUCGCAACUGCGGAAACGGCGGAAGGGGAAGCAAAUUGCGGAGGAGGCGGAGCGGGGAUGGGGGGUAGGCGAGGAGAGCGUGGAUCGCGUGGUGGAGCGCGUGAUGCGGCUGAAUUUCUGGGAUGACGUGGACGGCGUGCUGAACCGGUGGAGCGGGCGCAAGAACCGGAAGCUGUUCCUUCCGCUGAUUAAAGCCGUGUCGGCGCACGGGGACCUGCGCAUGGCGCUCAAGGUGUUCGCGUGGAUGAAGGCGCAGCGCUGCUACCGCGCGCAGCCGCCCAUCUACUCGCACCUCAUCCACCUCGCCGCGCGCUCGCGCAAGGUCAACCGCGCGCGGGAGCUCUUCCGCGAGAUGCUGGAGUGGCGGUGA